AACAGCAGCCACACAUACUAAUGCUGCAGAGUGUGUGAUGUUGUUGUUUUAGCUCUGUAUAUUAUGAACAUUAUCUAUAGCUGCUAUAUGAAUAGUACAAUAUAAGACCAUUUCUAAGUGCAUACAUGAAUAGCCUUUUAUAUAUAAACCAUAAUCAGUGAUGCAUCAUAUACUCAAAAAGCUUUAAAGACAUCAUGAUACAAUUUGUGCUCAGACAUCAUAAAAGCAAUGUAAGCACAUUAUGAGUGCAUGAGGCAAAUAUAAAUGUAUAUUUAAAUUCAUGUAUAGAAGUGAAUGUAAUCGUUGUCGUUAAAUCUGGUGGAAAUGUGACACAGUCAAUUUCAAACAGUACAGUAUAGUUUAACUUACUGCCUUAGAAGUUAUGAAAAAAUCUUUUUAAUCUCAGCUGGACAGAAUCAGUAAUAUGCAUUAUGAGUGGUGACAUACUGUCAGUACAGAUACUGUCUAAGAUAUUACUGUAUGUGUGUGUUCUAAUUCAGUGGUUCUCAAACUCUUUCACAUCACGGAACUGACAAAAUUAGAUCUAAACCGAAAAUUUCAUUUAGAUGAAAUUGUUCAAAUUUCCACUGAAUUAACAUUAGACUGCAUAGAGUGAGUGAGUGAGUGAGUGAGUGAGUGAGUGAGUGAGUGAGUGAACCCAAAUUUCUCCCUGACACCCGCCAGGCUCUGUAGUUUAUACCAUAUGAAUACCAGUGUUUCUAAUCAAUCAAUCAAUCAAUCAAUCAAUCAAUCAAACAAACUUUAUUUGUAUAGCACUUCUCAUACAGGUUAGUGCAGUUCAAAGUGCGUCACAGGUGACUGAUGAGCCAAAAAGAAAAGGACAAAUCAACAAUGAGAUACAAUAAAUUAGAUUAAAAAAACUAGAAUAACAUUAGCAAACAAAAAAAAAACAUAAGAAAAAUAAUAAUAAAAGAACAGAUUAAAUAGAAUAUAAUACAAUUUACAAUGUAAUUACAACAAAAUAAGUGAAUAAAUAAAUAGAGUUUAUAUUUGGCAGAUGUAGAAAAUGGAAAAUUGGAAGUAGUAGCAUGACUAGUUAAAGUUGCAGUAAUGUCUGUGGUCGUGUGAUCCUUACACUGCAAAUUACUUUAUUUCACAGAAAUUGCAAUUUUGCUUUUAAACGAUGGUAAAACAUUUAAUAAACUUCAUUAAACAUCAUAUAAACUUACAUUUACAGCGUUUGCUUGCAGUACAUUUUUACAAAUCAUGCCAUCAGGAUCUGGAUUUACUGAUUCCAACCACUUCAAAUUCUCCUCCUCGCUAUGACAUGAAGCAGAGACCUCAUUUUCAUUGAUGUUUGAAUGAGGUAAAUUCACCUCUGGACUGUGUAUGCUGUUGUCAACAGUACUAUGUGCCCGUCAUUAUGAUCUUGCAGUGUAAUCAUCGUCAUGCUUAUUCCUGUAUUCAAGAACUGAACAUUCAACAGGAGAGCUUACAAGUCCAACUAAGCAGAGCCAGAGCAAAUGCCCAGAAGAAAGAACAGCACCAGAGACAGCUGAGAGAGUCCCUGCAGGCCCAAGGCAUCAACAGCAUCAAGCAUAUGCACCAACAGAAACAUCUAGAGAAGAUAAAACGAAAACAAGAGGAAUUCGAAGAGAGGCAGAAGUCAAACAAGGUGGCGAUUGUGGCAAAAAUCCUUCAGGAGGAACAGCUGGCGAAGAGCAGAAAGACGCACCAGGCAAAGCUGCCUAAACUCUCAACCACUGACAAGUUCUCGUCUCUGGGGAAGGCGAGAGAGAAGCUCCUGUACUACCUGGAUCCCAGCCCCCCACCAUCCAGAGAGGAGAGAGCCACAAUCUUACGAGAGUUCAGUGACGUAAGCAGCUCAUCGUCCGCUUCCUCUGACGGUGUGGACCUCGAGGAAACCACGCAGCAGGAAGUGGACCACCAGAGCCUGGCUGACAGCCUGGCUGAGCCUGAGUUCUCAGGGCUGUGGGACCAGAACUACAAGAAGCUCCCGAAUGACGAGACUUCAUUGGUGCCGACAAAAGUGAAGCCGGAAGAACCUGCAGUGUUCAGCGGGAAGCUCAUCACACCCGCUAAAAAAGGUCAUGGAAAAGAGUCGAGAGCGUCUCCCUUCAUCAGUAAACCAGAGGCCGUCCUCUUCAAGGACUUUGACGUGGGGAAAGUGUAUAAGAAGAAAAUCGUCCUGACUAACAUCAGCUACACCACGAACCACUGCAAGUUUCUGGGGAUCUCCGCUCAGCUGAAGGAUUUUAUCUUCAUCAGCUUUGAGCCUCCUGGUUUUUUAUGUGCUGGGAUGUCCUGUGACAUGCAGGCUGUUUUCCAACCUAUGAUCAACGAGGACCUGGAAGGAGAGCUUCGGUUUGCAUCAGCAGCAGGUCCCUUCUCUGUGCCUGUCAAAUGCACCAUAAAGAAAUGUGAUCUGGAGGUUGACAGCCAGUUAAUCAACUUCGGUUCACACGUGGUGGGCCAGACUAUUUCACGGACUUUCACCUUGACCAACAAGGGUGCGCUGGCCACACUCUUCAGCCUGGACACCUCCACACGUCUCAGUCCAGAAGCCGUCCGUGUCCAGCUGCCAUCUCAGGACUCUGCCCACACGUGCCAGGAGACAAGCAGUCAAAACACAACAUCUGACAGUCGAAAGAGCUCUGCAUCCGCGUCCACCGGAGGAAUCCAACCAAAGCAAGAAGAGAGUCAGGAGCUUUCUGAGGCGUCGCAGCAAGAGAAACCACACGAAGUGUCAGAGGCUUCAGCUGCCGCUCCAGAGGCCGUCCCUGAGGCUUGUGUGUCCACCGAUGCAGAGGCCCAGGAAGACGAGAGCCCCCCCGACACCAAUGACUUCAGUCUAGGAAAUGUUACAGAGGGGGAGAUCGGACCCUUUGACAGCAUCAAACUGGAGGUUGUUUUCACUCCAACUGUUCCAGGAGAGGCCACACUAGACUUCCACAUCAAGUUCUCCGACCCAUCCAACAAACCAAUACCCAUCCAGGUGAGGGGCACUGCCGUCAGCAUCCCUGUGUGGGUGGUUCAGCCCAGCAUUGAUCUGAAGAUCUGCAUGUUUGACCGCCUCUAUCAAGACAGCAUCAUGGUGCAGAGCAGAGCCAGCACGGCCUUGAAGGUGACUUUUGAGGUGUGCCCGGAAAUGAGGAAACACAUGGAGAUCUUACCGAAGACCGGCUUCAUCCAGGCCCAGUCCAGGUUUAAUGCCCAACUGAAGUUCCUGCCGAGACGCUCCUUAUCCGAAGACACCAACACCUUUUUUGACAGAGACACUGGAGUCCUGGAGGUUCCAAUGACAGUGCAAGUAGCAGGCCAGGUGCAGCCUGUUCAUUACACGGUCCAAGCAGUGGUGACCUCCUCCGACCUGCACUUCGACCGCACUGAGGUGAACUUCGGCUUCUGUUCCAUUUACCAGUCGGUCAAGAGCAGCGUCCGUCUCACCAACCGGUCCCUGCUGCCUCAGGACUUUGGCUUCUUGAGCGUUCCAGAGUUUAUGGAGGUCCAGCCUAAUGAUGGCUUUGGUACUCUGCUUCCUCAAGAGACCCUGGAGAUUGAUCUGAUCUUCAGCGCCAACAAGGCGAAAGAGUUCAGUUUCCAGCUCAGCUGCAAGUCUGGAAUUAACAGAGAUUUCUUGCUGUCCUGCCGAGCCGUGGGCGUCCGCCCUCCACUGGAGCUCUCCCAUUCUCUGGUCCAGUUUGGGGCCACGGCAGUAGGUGACCACUCCACCGCCACACUUCACCUGGUCAAUCAUGGCACCGACCGCCACCGGUCCAAACAACCUGUCACCCCUGUGGUCAAAGACGCUGUGGCUCCUGCAUCACCCAGGCUGUUCUCCUUCACCCCACCCAAGGAUUCAGACAUCAGCAUCACAGCCUCCGCAGGACAGCUGCUCCCCGGAGAGAGAUGCCUGGUGCAGGUGACGUUCAGACCCAGACUGUUGGAGCAGGAGGUCCAAGAGGAGGCGCUGCGUCUCCUCCAACGAGCCCGCGUGCUCCGGGAGAAGGAGGCGGAGAUGAACAGACAAGCGGAACAAGAGAUCCCAGUGGAACCCAGCAAAGGAAAAAAAGCGUCUGAGAAUCAGAAGAACAACAAGAUGUCAGACGAGCCAAAGACAGAGAAACUGACUGAAUCACCAAAUCCUGCCGACAUACAGCCGGGGUCAGAGCGGUAUGAGGAGGCCAUGGCGUCGCUGCUGUUCUCCUUCACUCAGCGCUACAGGGAGUACACCGUUCCCUGCUUCGUCUCAGACGGAGACCCGCCCGAGGAGGACAGACAGGCUCAGCCGCCGUGGAGUCCCUUCAACACGCUCUACCUGAAGCUGCAGUGUGCCGCGGUCCGGCCCUCUCUGGUGGUCGUAUCCAACGAUGGACACGGUGCAAUAGACUUCCAUCAGGUGGCAGUGGGGCAGAAGGUGAUUAAGAGAUUUACAGUUCAGAACAUUUCAAAGGAGUCUGUGGACCUGAGGUCGUCGGUGCUGGAUAUACACGGUCCCUUUAAUCUUCUUAAUGCUCUCAGAUCCAUAAGACCCGGGGAGAAACACACUGUGGUGCUCGCCUUCAGCCCGACUCAGGAGAAAACGUACUGUGAGACUCUGCAGAUCCAUGACCAGAAGAUGACUCUGGAAGUGACUCUGUGCGGGGAGGGCGUGGUCCCUGCUGUCACCUCGUCCCCCCCUGGAGGUCUCCUCGACUUUGGCUACGUGUUGGUGAAGGAGAGCACCUCACAGGUCCUAAAGUUGCAGAACAGCUCAGCGGUAGCGGUGGGGUUCAGGGGGCUGUUGGCCAGUGUCUCUCCCUCCAGGCCUCAGGGUGGAGCUGACCAGGUCGCCCCCCUGCUGGGCCGUUACACAGACUCUCAGGUCCAGCCGACUGUGGGAACCCAGAACUACAGUGGGCUGAGUGUUUUCGGCGUGGUGCCAGCAGAGGGCAGCAUUGCUCCAGGACAGAGCCAGGACGUCACUGUCACCUUUCAGCCCGACCACCCGUCUGUCAACUACUCUGACAGACUCACCAUAGAGCUCAUGAAUAAGAGUGAAGUGUGUGUGAUGGACCUGAAGGGCGCCGCCUCUUCACAUAACAUGUAUCUAUAUGGAGGAGACCUGCUGACUGUGCCCAUCGAAUCCCUCCUCCCUCCACUGACUCAGCUCACAGGAGAGUCCGAGGUGACGGAGAAGCCCAGCGUCCCUGUGCUAGUGACCCUGCGAGCUGGCCGCAGCGGGGGGGCUAUCACCCCUGCAGUGAGGGAGCUGCAUGUGGGCUGCAUCUGCUCCACACAGCCCAGUAAGAAGAGUGCCGAGUUUUACUGGGAUAAUGUGGCGUCCCUUCAGCAGCACGGCUUCAGUGUGGAUCCCAGCAAAGGCGUUGUGGAGGCGGGCCACAAACGCACCAUCACCGUCACCUGGACCCCUCAGAGCGGAUACAAGCCCUAUGAGGUGGUGCAGACAUGUGUGCCUCUUACCUUGAAGGGGGAUGAGAGGAACGUUUACAGAGUCACCUUGAUGGCUUUGGUCUCCACAAACGCUGACUGACCUCUACACAACCUGGACGACAGCCAGUGGGGAAAUCUGCUCACAUACACACACACACAAUUCAUAAAGACGUGAUACACUGUUUAUACUGUAUAUGUAACAAGCAAAAUGAUAUUAAAAUAAAUAGUGAGACACAUAUUUCUCAAACAGAGUGAGUCAGAUAUAGAGGAAUAUAACGAUGACAUUUUCAGUGACUAUCCAUUAAAACAACACAGUUUUGUUACAACAAUCCAUCUCCCUCCACCUUUGUGUAAAAGUGUCAGUUUUCAGUCAUAGACUCGCAGUCAUUCGUUCCAUUAUAUAGUCCUGCUUCGGUCUCUGCACCCGCUGAGUUCUGGUUGGUGGUUUUGUAUCUUUCCAUUUCACAUUUCUCAUUUUCUUGGCAAAUCAGUGGAAGAAUCUACGUUACACAUCUCUGAUCUGCGUCAUAGAUCCCUUUAGGUUCAGCUCCUAACAAACAAAUAACAGUGGAUCAAGGCGGACAUCCACUUGUAAAAGAAAAGCUGACUUAUUAAAAGUGGAACACACCCCCAUCAACCACUUCACUCAUUUGUAACUUGAGUGAAGUGCUUCAAUGCAUGAACCUAAUUCCACCACCAGGGUGUGUGUGUGUGUGAUGCCAAGUGAGCCGCUGGUUAACCGUGUGUCAGCUGAUGUGAGCCAGCAGAUGUGUAAAGUACAUACUGUAUAACUGCUGGUACUGUACACAUGAAGUGAAAGGAGACAGAGUUCACACUGAGGUCAGACAAGGUGCAGUGAAAUGUGAUCCAGAAUGGGACCAGAUUUUAAAGCAGAUGAAUGAUGCUAAAAAAAGUUAAAACAGCGACUGGAACUAUCGUGAAAUCGUCGCAGGUGCCACAGUAACAGCAAAAGAUGAAAACAUACCUUUAUUCUAAGUGGAAAUGAGAAUCAAAUAAAUAUAGAUUUUUAUUGUGUACCAGGCUGAACAAUUAUCUUUAGCUAACCAAAGCGUUUAUAAAUUACCACAAAUACAAAACAUACAACAUUACAGCCAGUUUAUAUACUCUAUAUAUUACAUAGUAUUCCAUAUACUAUAUACAGUACUCUUUACAAAGUACUGCAUUUCAUCUUUACCCAUUAACUGGUAAAGACGCUGAAUCUCAGUUUUUAAAUACAAAAUACUGAAUUCUGUACUAUUGAUUGAUAUAUAUAUAUUUUUUAAACUCAGUAAUUAAAUCUAUCCCUUCUCUUAAUAUUAAGAAACUGGUCUUAUGAAGUAUCUUAUGAUACGAACAUCAGUCAAAGAGGGCUGCGUUGAAAACCUCAGAAUCAAUAAAAUAAGGUGUUCCACAUUUUCAUUUCAUUUUUUCAUUUCAUUUUCACAGACCAAAAAACUUUAGAUUAACUUCAAACUUCUUGCUAUUUAUUUUACUGUAACAUUUUCUGCAAGUGGAAGAGCAAACACACACUUCCUCAGGUUUGUUUUUCAGUCACAGGUGUGACAGACUGUGGAGCAGCGGUUCUGAUGUGACCCACAUCUCUAUCAGAUGAACUCACGACCUGCGCUUCUUCAUCAGCUGAACAUUGUAUGUCGUGCUCCAAAUGUGUUUCUUUGAGAUGGUUUUGAGGCGAUGUUAAGAAUUACUAAAAAAAACAGUGGAUACUGUUACAACAGUUUCAUACAGUUGAAUUGUCAGUGUUUAGUUCAGAUAGUCUUUUAGCUAUUUUAGCCAUUUAUCCAUGAGCUUUCGCAAAUUAGUUGAAUAAUUACUUUUUAUUUUAACUACUUGAGCUGUUCAUCCAUUAAGUGAUUAUUCCAGCUGUUUAUUCGUUACCUUUGGCUGAUCAUUUUAAAUGUUUAUCUGGUACUUCUUAGCCAAAGAAGCAGCUUUUCAACUGCUUUCUUGCUGACUAGUUUUCAUGACAAGAUGUGGCUUUAGGUGGGGGUUGGUACAGCGCAGUCAGCCUAUUGUAACUGGUACCUUACCGGGUAUUGUGACAACAACUUUUUUUUCUUCUUUUUAUUCUCUAUUUUCUAUAUAUUUUCCUCCUAAACACAAUUUUUUUCAAUACAUUUUGAUCAAAUCAUCAUCAUUUUUUUUUCAGAAUUACUCCGUCUCAUUUUAAUCAUUAAAUUCUUCCAAAGAUGAGAGCUCACUUGAUAAACUGUACGUGACCAGGCCCCGUAGUAGAUGUGUAACAGCAGAUGUCAGUAAUGCCUCAAAAUGGACCAAUGGGCUCUGACCUCUCUGGGAGAUACAUGCCGUAAGCAUUUAUCAGAGAUUGUAGGAGAUUAUGCUAAAUCAGAUUACUGUACCCCAACCUGCCUAUAAAAAGCAAGGUCAUUAUGAGCUUAGCCUCAUGUAAUGUCACUGGUUUUAUGAAACGUAUGAGAUCAUAUUAGGCAAUAUUUGUAUUGCCAUUUUGCCUCUUUUUUUCUAAUCUGAUUUCUCCUCUUAUCUCUCGCUAAUACCGUGAGAUAGUGCUACUUAUGGUCCCUGCUUUACUGACGAGCGCUGUGUGAGCGUUUGUGCAUCUCUGUCGGCCUAUCUGUCUGUGAGCAUUGUCACAGUCAUUUUUGCACAGUGUACAUAUUUGUGUUGUAUAUAUUUGUAUUUUCUAUAACAUUUCUUCACAUUUUUAUUGUAAAUAUUUUAUAUAUUUUUUUUAUAUCUAUAUGUAAGCUAUCCGACCUUCUUGUUUUUAUCUUUGUUUAUAUUUCUUUUCUUCUUACUAUGUUUAUUGUUAUGCACCAAAACACCAAAGCAAAUUCCUCGUAUGUUAAAAACCUGAUUCUGAUUCUGGUUCUGAUUCUGGUUCUGGUUCUGGUGUAUGAACAGCCUGUGAAUGUGACUUCACUAAACAGUCGCAGGGAAGUGAAGAUGCUCAGAACAGUCGUCUUUCUUGCAGGUCACGCCCAUGAAUUUGAACAUUCGAAAUGAGACAAAACACCUUUACAGCCAUUUUAUUUGCAGAUUAUCAUCAUCACAUAGUAAGUGGUAUAAGUCAUAAAAAGAAUAAACUUGUGUUUACUACAAAUAAAAAUACAGAAAUUA
This is a messenger RNA of Seriola aureovittata, 8532 nucleotides long. It is a transcript of the gene cfap74, whose product is annotated as cilia and flagella associated protein 74. Lineage: Eukaryota; Metazoa; Chordata; Actinopteri; Carangiformes; Carangidae. The record is from RefSeq and is a predicted model, not a curated record. The transcript has 31 exons. Bases 1385 to 5515 code for a protein of 1376 amino acids.